AUGGCUUUUUUAUGUUCUCGCUUAUUUUUGCGAAACCCGUCUCGCAGCUACCAUUUUUAUCGAAUAAAAGAUCUUUCACCAGCGAACUGCCAACCAGGAACCAAAGUGAACGUAAAAGGAUGGGUUAAAUCGGUUAGGAAUAUGAAAGGCAAUCUGUUCGUGGAUGUGAACGACGGAUCAGUUGCUACCAAUUUUCAACUAGUGAUAAACAAAGAGAAACACAUCGAUACAGCGUACGGUUCUUCGAUCGACGCUCGCGGAGUGCUUGUUGCCUCGCCGAAGAAUCAGCUUGAGUUGCACGUGGACAGUCUGACCGAACUUGGGAAAUGCCCCUUAUCGGAAGGCUUUCCGUUCUACCCCAAAAAAUCGUAUCCACCUGAAUACAUACGCAAUCAUUUGCAUUUGAGAUCGCGCGUAAAUUCCAUGGCAUCGACGCUUCGCGUGAGGCAUGAGGCAACGAGAGCGUUCAACGAAUACCUCCAACACGAUGGAUUUGUGCAGAUUCAUACACCCGUGCUAACGUCGAAUGAUUGUGAGGGGGCAGGCGAGGCAUUCCUGGUGAAACCGCUUAACGAUGAACUACUGAAAAGUAUGGUUAAAGACAACGUACCCGUAGAGCAUGCUUAUUUCGACAAGCCCACAUUCCUGACGGUUUCCGGGCAAUUGCACCUGGAAGCAAUGUCGCACGGUUUGGAUAAGGUGUUCACAUUUGGCCCUACGUUUCGAGCAGAAAAUUGUAAAUCCAACAUUCACUUGUCUGAAUUCUAUAUGCUUGAGCUCGAGGAGGCUUUUAUGAAGUCAUUGGAUGAGCUCGCGGACCGGAUAGAAGACAUGGUGAAACAGGUUACGAAAAGGAUAAUGGAGAGAAGUACGCAAGACGUGAGUCUGGUAAGAAAACUAACCACUGGUAGUCUAGAGUUGGACAAGAGUUUCGAAUGGGUAGAAAAACGUUUUCCACGACUAACAUAUAAAGAAGCAAUCGAAAUUCUUCAGAAGAACAAAAGCAUACUAAAAUCUCCGGUUCUACCUGAGGAAGGAAUCAAUAAAGAGCAGGAAUUAUUUCUUGUCCAACACUACCAAUGUCCGGUUUUUGUAUGCUAUUGGCCAAAGAAUAUCAAAUCCUUCUACAUGCGAGAGAACCAGCGUGAUUCUUCGUUGGUAGACGCGUUGGAUCUUCUAGUUCCUCAUGUCGGCGAAUUGGUAGGGGGAAGUAUCCGCGAGGACAACCACAACCUGUUGGAACGUAAGCUUCCGAACGGUGAUGUCUUAAAGUGGUACUUGGAUCUCAGAAAGUUUGGAGGAGUAACAACCGGAGGAUUCGGUUUAGGAUUUGAAAGGUACCUAGCGUGGAUUUUAAAUGUGCACAAUGUCAGAGACGUAAUACCGUUCCCUCGAUGGGCGCAUAAUUGUGUAAUGUAG
Messenger RNA from Anopheles nili, 1419 nucleotides. RefSeq names its product probable asparagine--tRNA ligase, mitochondrial (gene AsnRS-m). Bases 1 to 1419 code for a protein of 472 amino acids. NCBI's taxonomy places the organism in Eukaryota, Metazoa, Arthropoda, Insecta, Diptera, Culicidae. Gene Ontology annotation, molecular function: asparagine-tRNA ligase activity; ATP binding; nucleic acid binding. Gene Ontology annotation, cellular component: mitochondrion. Gene Ontology annotation, biological process: asparaginyl-tRNA aminoacylation. The record is from RefSeq and is a predicted model, not a curated record. The transcript is spliced from 2 exons.